Molecule: messenger RNA, 1878 nt
Organism: Xenopus laevis (African clawed frog)
Lineage: Eukaryota; Metazoa; Chordata; Amphibia; Anura; Pipidae
Gene: utp6.L
Product: UTP6 small subunit processome component L homeolog
Biological process (GO): maturation of SSU-rRNA from tricistronic rRNA transcript (SSU-rRNA, 5.8S rRNA, LSU-rRNA); RNA processing
Cellular component (GO): small-subunit processome; Pwp2p-containing subcomplex of 90S preribosome; nucleolus
Molecular function (GO): snoRNA binding
Source: RefSeq, marked provisional
UUUAGGAUGGCGGAGUUUGUACAGCGGCGGAUAGAGGAGCGAAUCCCGGAGUUGGAACAGUUGGAGAGAAUCGGCCUCCUCACCGGGAAGGAAGUCAGGGUGAUCGUUAAGAAAGUCACAUCUCUAGAGUACAAGCUGCAACGAAGGACUGUUGAAAAACAGGAUUUUCUCACCUACUUACAGUAUGAAGUGCAUCUCCUGAGCUUGAUUAAGAAGAGAAGACAGAGAAUCGGAUACUACUUUAAAAAGGAAGAUAUUGAGUAUGUCAUUGUACAGAGAAUCCACAAGGCUUUCCAGAGAGCGACCAGCAAGUGGCAGGAGGAUCUGCAGCUCUGGUACUCCCAUGUGAGUUUCUGUAAGCAGUGGAACUGCAAGCAUCAAAUCAGCAAGAUCUUCUCUGCCCUUCUGGCUGUUCACUCGGAUAAACCAACGGUAUGGCUAAUGGCAGCCAAGUGGGAAAUUGAAAAUAAUCUGUCCGUGGAAAGUUCCAGGCACAUAUUCCUUCGGGCCCUGCGCUUUCAUCCAGAGUCACCUUUGAUCUACCAGGAGUAUUUCCGCAUGGAGUUGCUGAAUGCAGAGAAACAGAGAAAAGAGAAAGAGGAAAUGGAGAAAGCUAAAAUGGACUUGGAUGAGGCUGGGUAUUUGGAGAGCAUCCUAGAGGGAGAGCUGGCACGUGUAGUGUACAAGUCUGCUGUACAGACAAUAAAAGGUGCCCAGUUCCACUUGUCUCUUCUUUCCAUUGCUAAGGAAUUUGAUUUUACCCAAGAUCUGCAGAAGGAAAUCCUUACUGAUCUCCAGAGUCUACAUGCACAGGAUCCAUUCACCUGGGACUUCAUGGCCCAACAGGAGCUAACAGUUGAGUCCCUGCCUUCUACUGAAUACAGCUCCAAGAAAGCAAAAGCCACAGAUAUGUUGAGGAGGGAGGAGAGAUGCAGCAAAAUCUAUGAAACUGCCCUGGAGUCUCUCAACACAGAGUCAAUGUGGGAACUGUAUAUUGUAUCCUGCCGGCAGAGAUAUAAGAGAAAAACGAAUUGCAAGGAGCUUAAACAGAUGAGACAGGAGCGGUUAUUCAAUGCAUACAGGAAGGCACAUGAAGCCAGUAUGUUGGCAGAAGAGAAGUACAUAGAGUGGAUCUCUGAACUUUUGGCUCUUGGAGAGACUGACAGUAUUGUGGGAGCUUCUGAAGCAGCCAUCAAACGCUACAGCCAGUCUGCAAAACUGUGGCAGACUAGGCUUGAAAUUCUAGUGAAGCUGGGUCAAACUGGCAUUGAUCAGGUGUUUGAAGAGGCAUUUAAACACUUUAAACCAAAGGACUCUGUGUUUUUAUGGACAUUAAAGGUUGAGUGGAGUGAGAAAACCAAAGAUGAGGAAGCAACAGAAGCUCUCUACAAGCAAGCCAUAGUGGUUCCAGCUUCAGCAGUAUCCAUCUCUAUGAAGGAACUGUACCUGGACUGGGCUUACAGGACCAAGGGCUAUAAGAAAGCCAAGAAAGUCUUUACCAGCCUACAUGAGAGUCGCCCAUUGUCCGAGGAGUUUUUCCACAAAAUGAUCACGAUUGAAAAGGAACAGGAACACGGCAAAAUGCAGAACCUACGAGAAUACUAUGAACGGGCACUGAGGGAGUUUGGCACCACAAGCUCAGAUCUUUGGCUGGAUUACAUUAAGGAAGAGCUCAACCAUGGCGAGGGGAAACCUCAGAACUGCGGCACUAUCCAUUGGAGAGCAAUGAAGAUGCUGGAGGGGAAAGAUGUGGAAUCUUUUGUAUCCAAUUACACACUGCUACAAACAGGGAAAUUGUAAGCGUGAAGACCAGGGUGUAAGAGUGUGGCAUUUGAAACAUUUGUACAAAGUGCUAUAGAAUUAAAUAUCUUAUAUUCA